GGCUCAGCCGGCGUGAGCGCACGCGCUGGUGGUGCAAACUCGAGCCGUGUCUAAGGUGUGCGGCGCCACGGGGACUAGUGUUGGGCGUGAGACUCGGGCCCCGCGGGCAGCCAGCAGUGCCUGGGCCCGGAAGGUCAGAGACUGUCGUCUCCGCCCCGGCGCCCCACCUUCCCUGGGCUGAAUUGCGCUUCUCUCUGGAGCUCGCACUGCGUCCCAUCAAGCGUAGUCGGGGAAGCUCUGGGAAAGCCAGUGUGGGAGAACGCGGCGGUUUCGUUUUCGGGGACAGGAACUAGAAGUUAGUUUGGAGAGGCGCCGGACCGUGGAUGGCCUUGACUGACGGCGGCUGGUGCCUGCCGAAGCGCUUCGGGGCCGCGGCUGCCGACGCCAGCGACUCCGGAGCCUUUCCAGCGCGGGAGCCCUCCACGCCGCCUUCCCCAAUCUCCUCUUCUUCCUCCUCCUGCUGCUCCCGGGGUGGGGAGCGUGGCCCCGGCGGCGCCAGCAACUGCAGGACGCCUCAGCUCGAUACGGAGGCAGCGGCGGGACCCCCGGCCCGCUCGCUGCUGCUCAGCCCAUACGCCUCGCAUCCCUUCGGGGCUCCCCACGGACCUUCGGCGCCCGGGGUCGCAGGCCCCGGGAGCGCCCUGUCGAGCUGGGAGGACCUACUGCUCUUCACUGACCUCGACCAGGCCGCGACAGCCAGCAAGCUGCUGUGGUCCAGCCGCGGCGCCAAGCUGAGCCCCUUCGCCCCCGAGCAGCCCGAGGAGAUGUACCAGACCCUCGCCGCCCUCUCCAGCCAGGGGCCGGCCGCUUAUGACGGCGCGCCCGGCGGCUUCGUGCACUCGGCAGCCGCCGCCGCAGCGGCCGCGGCCGCGGCCAGCUCCCCAGUCUACGUGCCCACCACCCGCGUAGGCUCCAUGCUACCGGGCCUGCCGUACCUGCAGGGGGCAGGCAGCGGGCCCGCCAACCACGCGGGCGGCGCCGGCGCGCACCCCGGCUGGCCUCAGGCCUCGGCCGACAGCCCCCCGUACGGCAGCGCGGGCGGCGCGGCCGGCGGUGGGGCCGCAGGGCCCGGCAGCGCCGGCUCGGCAGCAGCGCACGUCUCUGCGCGCUUCCCCUACUCGCCCAGCCCGCCCGUGGCCAACGGCGCGGCGCGGGACCCCGGGGGCUACGCGGCGGCGGGUGGCGGUGGCGCUGGCGGCGUGGGCGGCGGCGGCGGCGGCAGCCUGGCGGCCAUGGGCGGCCGCGAGCACCAGUACAGCUCGCUGUCGGCCGCGCGGCCGCUGAACGGGACCUACCACCAUCACCAUCACCACCACCCGAACCCCUACUCGCCCUACGUGGGUGCGCCGCUGACUCCCGCCUGGCCCGCAGGACCCUUCGAGACCCCAGUCCUGCACAGCCUGCAGAGCCGUGCCGGAGCCCCGCUCCCGGUCCCGCGGGGCCCCAGUGCAGACCUGCUGGAGGACCUGCCUGAAAGCCGUGAGUGCGUGAACUGCGGCUCCAUCCAGACGCCGCUGUGGCGGCGGGACGGUACGGGCCACUACCUAUGCAACGCCUGCGGCCUCUACAGCAAGAUGAACGGCCUCAGCCGGCCCCUCAUCAAGCCGCAGAAGCGCGUGCCUUCCUCCCGGCGGCUUGGAUUGUCCUGUGCCAACUGCCACACCACAACCACCACUUUGUGGCGCAGAAAUGCUGAGGGCGAACCUGUGUGCAAUGCUUGUGGACUCUACAUGAAGCUCCAUGGGGUGCCUCGACCGCUUGCUAUGAAAAAAGAGGGAAUUCAAACCAGGAAAAGAAAACCUAAGAACAUAAAUAAGUCAAAAGCUUGCUCUGGUAGCAGCAAUAAUUCUGUUCCUAUGACUCCAACUUCCACCUCUUCUAACUCAGAUGACUGCAGCAAAAACACUUCCCCUACAACACAACCGACAUCCUCAGGGGCGGGCACCUCAGUGAUGUCUGGCACGGGAGAGAGCACUAAUCCUGAGAACAGCGAGCUCAAGUACUCAGGCCAAGAUGGGUUGUACAUAGGCGUCAGCCUGGCCUCUCCGGCCGAAGUCACAUCCUCGGUGAGACAGGAUUCCUGGUGCGCCCUCGCCCUGGCCUGAGCCCGCUGCGGGGAUUUUGUCAAGCCGUCCAGACCAGGGCGAGUAUGCUGACAGAACAUUCCUCUGACGCGUGAUUUCCGUGCCUUUAUUUCGAAAGAGAUGUAUUUCCCAAGAGGCUUGCUCUGCCUUACCACCCUGCCCCUGACUCUGAAGAGCCAGAGAGAAGAUGGAGGGCUUCCAGGGAAGGGCCAGUGCAGCCCACAGCACGUCACCUCCUCCUGGACACGGCCACUUCCAGCCAGCCUGCCUCUGGGUGUGCGGGGGGAUCUGACGUCCUCUGUGCCACUUCCAGAAACUGGGACUAGGACCGGGGCCUUGCCUCCUAAGGAAUAUUGAGAGAUUUUUUUUUAAAAAGGGUUUUAUGUGUAUUGCCCCAAAUCAUGUGCUUCUUCUGAUCGGUUUUGGUUAUUCCAGAAUUUCUUCGUACCUUUUCCACACCUGAAUUUCACGUGCUUUCAUGGAGAAGACCAUUUGAGGCCAUUUGGUACACACCUCUGGAGGCUGAGUCAGUUCGUGAGGUUUCUCGUCAAAAAUAUUACUCCGUGUGCAAGACUGCAUUAUGACUUAACGUACACUGUGACUGAUGUCUCAAAAUUCACAUUGUGGGACUGACCUGAGGUCAGUCGGGAUUUGUAAACAGGGUAGCAAACAAGAUAUUUUUCUUCCAUGUAAACAAUAAUUUUUUUAAAAAGUGCAAUUUGCGUUGCAGCAAUCAGUGUUAAAUCAUUUGCAUAAGAUUUAACAACAUUUUUUAUAAUGAAUGUAAACAUUUUAACUUAAUGGUACUUAAAUAAUUUAAAAGAAAAAUGUUAACUUAGACAUUCUUAUGCUUCUUUUACAACUACAUCCCAUUUCUAUAUUUCCAGUUGUUAAAGAGAAAUAUUUCAAGAACAAAUCUUCUCUCAGGAAAAUUGCCUUUAUCCAUCUGUUAAGAAUUUUUAUACAAAAACACCAGUAUCCCCUCUUUAUUUCACUGUGGAAUUUGUGCUGGAAAAAAUUCAACAAAACUUUACUACCUAACAGAUAACAUUUGUAAAUACUCUAGGCAUCUGUACACACUACGAUGAAGUCUAUCGUGUGACUGACCCACAGGCAGGUUGGUUUACAUUAAAUUUUUUAAGAAUGGGAUGUCCUAUGGAAACCUAUUUCACCAGAGUUUUAAAAAUAAAAAGGGUAUUGUUUUGUCUUCUGUA
Leopardus geoffroyi (Geoffroy's cat) is the source of this 3298-nucleotide messenger RNA. It is a transcript of the gene GATA6, whose product is annotated as GATA binding protein 6. Gene Ontology annotation, molecular function: DNA-binding transcription factor activity, RNA polymerase II-specific; RNA polymerase II cis-regulatory region sequence-specific DNA binding; zinc ion binding. The transcript has 7 exons. Gene Ontology annotation, cellular component: nucleus. The record is from RefSeq and is a predicted model, not a curated record. The coding region runs from base 324 to 2105 and encodes 593 amino acids. Gene Ontology annotation, biological process: positive regulation of transcription by RNA polymerase II; negative regulation of transcription by RNA polymerase II; cell fate commitment. Lineage: Eukaryota; Metazoa; Chordata; Mammalia; Carnivora; Felidae.